AUGGUUGUGCAGCUUUCACCGACGACGAUGCCGAUGAUCGUCCUAGUAAACUUCUCACCCUAUCUUAACAAAUCAAAGAAAAUCAAAAUACAUAUUGAUGAUGACGAUUAUGAUUGCGAUGAUGACGAUUGUAAUGAUGGCAAUGCUGAUGAUGGUUGUGAUGAUGACGAUUGUGAUGAUGACAAUGCUGAUGAUGAUUGUGAUGAUGACGAUUGUGAAGAAGACGAUUCUGAUGAUGGUUGUGACGAUGACGAUGGUAAUGAUGACAAUGCUAAUGGUGAUUGUGAUAAUGACGAUUGUGAUGAUGACAAUGCUGAUGAUGAUUGCGAUGAUGACGAUUGUGAAGAAGACGAUGCUAAUGAUUAUUGUGAUGAUGACGAUGCUGAUAAUGACAAUGCUGAUGAUGAUUGUGAUGAUGACGAUUGUAAUGAUGACAAUGCUGAUGAUGAUUGUGAUGAUGACGAUGAAUGUGAUGACGAUGCUGAUGAUGAUUGUGAUGAUGACAAUGCUGAUGAUUGUGAUGAUGACGAUUGUGAAGAAGACAAUGCUAAUGAUUAUUGUGAUGAUGACGAUGCUGAUGAUGAUUGUGAUGAUGACGAUUGUGAUGAUGACGAUUGUAAUGAUGACAAUGCUGAUGAUGAUUGUGAUGAUGACGAUUGUGAUGAUGACAAUGCUGAUGAUGAUUGUGAUGAUGACGAUUGUAAUGAUGACAAUGCUGAUGAUGAUUGUGAUGAUGACGAUGAAUGUGAUGACGAUGCUGAUGAUGAUUGUGAUGAUGACAAUGCUGAUGAUUGUGAUGAUGACGAUUGUGAUGAUGACAAUGCUGAUGAUGAUUGUGAUGAUGACGAUUGUAGUGAUGACAAUGCUAAUGAUGAUUGUGAUGAUGACGAUGAAUUGCCGGCCUCGGGAAACGUCACGGUGCGCCCUAUGGUGGACGCGGGAGCCCGUAGCGGGCAAUUGAGGGGAGUAGACGAGGGCAUAUGCCCACCGUUGAUACCCUAG
Molecule: messenger RNA, 1002 nt
Organism: Lytechinus variegatus (green sea urchin)
Lineage: Eukaryota; Metazoa; Echinodermata; Echinoidea; Temnopleuroida; Toxopneustidae
Product: putative surface protein SACOL0050
Exons: 3
Coding region: 1-1002 (333 amino acids)
Source: RefSeq, a predicted model, not a curated record